AAUAAGUGUGGCAGUGUAGAGAACCUUGCAGCCAGUCUCCAGGACACUCUCCUCUUUCUGCUUGUCUGAGCUCUAACUUGUGUGGGCACUAUGUCUGACACAGAGGAUGUUGAUGUUGAGGAAUACGAAGAGGAAGCUGGAGAGGUAGUAGAGGUAGAGGUAGCCCCAGAAGCAGCCCCAGAGGCUGAGCCAGAGCCAGAGCCAGAGUCUGAGCCUCAGCCCGAGCCUGAGCCAGAGCCUGAGGAAGAACCUGAGCCUGAGCCAGUACAAGAGGUGCAUGAGGAAGAGGCCUAUGAAGAGGAAGUGGAGGAGGGAGAGCAAGAUGAAGAGAAGCCAAAAUACAAACCCAGUGCACCAAAAAUCCCAGAAGGAGAGAAAGUGGACUUUGAUGACAUCCAAAAGAAGCGCCAGAAUAAGGACCUCAUUGAACUGCAGGCACUAAUUGAUGCCCACUUUGAGUGCAGGAAGAAGGAAGAGGAAGAGCUUAUUGCUCUGAAGGAGAGAAUUGAAAAACGCAGAGCUGAGAGGGCAGAGCAGCAGAGGAUUCGUGCUGAGAAAGAUAAAGAGCGUCAAGCAAGACGUGAGGAGGAGAGGCUGAGGAAGGAGGAAGCAGAUGCUAAGAAGAAAGCAGAAGAGGAUGCUAAGAAGAAAUCUGUUCUCACCAGCAUGGGCUCCAACUACAGCAGCUAUUUGCAAAAGGCUGAUCAAAAGAGAGGAAAGAAGCAGACAGAGAGAGAGAAAAAGAGGAAGAUCUUGGCCGAGAGACGCAAGCCUCUGAACAUUGACCAUCUGAAUGAGGACAAGCUAAGGGAGAAGGCCAAAGAGUUGUGGGAGUGGAUGUACAAACUUGAGUCUGAAAAAUUUGAUCAUAUUGAGAAGCUGAAGAGGCAGAAGUAUGAGGUCAUCUCACUCCGCAAUCGUAUUGAUGAGCUGCAGAAGCACUCCAAGAAGGGUGCUGCUGCUCGCCGCAGAAAGUAAAGAGCUCAUCAAUAAGGCCAUAACAUUGGACAAGCCAUGCCCUGAUCCACUGCUCCAUGCCAGGGCCGUGUCCACUUGGCCUCCGCCAGCUGUACUCCUGGUCUUCAGACAGCCAGAGACAGAUUCAGCUUUGACUACCAAUUACCUUAUGUAUUCCGUCAGGCCCAAUACUAGCAGUGGGAGACCCCUCUUCCCGCUGACCGCUGUUGGGUUCUUAUUCUGUGUGUUUGUAAAUAAAAUUCUGGCUCACCAG
This is a messenger RNA of Colossoma macropomum (tambaqui), 1231 nucleotides long. RefSeq names its product troponin T type 3b (skeletal, fast) (gene tnnt3b). Gene Ontology annotation, molecular function: troponin C binding; tropomyosin binding; troponin I binding. The transcript is spliced from 16 exons. The record is from RefSeq and is a predicted model, not a curated record. Lineage: Eukaryota; Metazoa; Chordata; Actinopteri; Characiformes; Serrasalmidae. Gene Ontology annotation, cellular component: troponin complex. The coding region runs from base 91 to 978 and encodes 295 amino acids. Gene Ontology annotation, biological process: muscle contraction; sarcomere organization; regulation of muscle contraction.